AUGGCCCUUACGCAUCACACGCGGGGAUCCCUACACUUCUGGGCUCCUGAGGAGCGCGGGGAGACUCAGGCCCCGAGGUCUGGAGGACUGGUCUCGCCCAUCAGAGCUCUGGGCGGCCAGGCUGUGGGCCAGCGCUGGGCGAUUCCCAUCUCUGCAAAGCGAGUGCCUGGGACAGUGGCUGGAAGCCACCUCAUCUAUUGGGCUGUCUCUGUGGCUCCGGAGCUGACACGGUUAGAGAAGCCUUGGGAGCAGGUCCCCAAAAAGCCAAAGCGCAAGAAAAGGCGGCGCCGCAACGUGAACUGCCUCAAGAACGUGGUCAUCUGGUACGAGGACCACAAGCACCGCUGUCCCUACGAGCCUCACCUGGCGGAGCUGGACCCCACCUUCGGCCUGUACACCACAGCCGUGUGGCAGUGUGAGGCCGGCCACCGCUACUUCCAGGACCUGCACUCACCGCUGAAGCCCCUCAGCGACUCGGACCCCGAAAGCGACAAAGUGGGUAACGGCCUGGUGGCCGGAAGCUCCGACUCGUCCAGCUCCAGCUCGGGCUCUGACUCCGAGGGGCCUCCAGAGAGUCACCCAGCCAAGGGCUCCUCGGUGGUGACUGCCGCAGCGGUGACAGCGGUGGCCGUGCCUCCCCCCAGCCCCGUGGGCAGCAGCGGGCUCAUCACGCAGGAGGGCAUGCACAUCCCCUUCGACGUCCACCACGUGGAGAGCCUGGCCGAGCAGGGGGCCCCGCUGUGCCCCAACCCUGCAGCCAGCAGCCCCGAGGCCCUGGAGGCAGUGGUGUGCGUGCCCGUGCCGGUGCAGGUGGGCGCCGGCCCCGGCACCCUCUUUGAGAAUGUGCCCCAGGAGGCACUGGGCGAGGUGGUGGCCGGUUGCCCCGUGCCAGGCAUGGUGCCCGGCUCGCAGGUGAUCAUCAUCGCAGGCCCUGGCUACGAUGCCCUCACGGCCGAGGGCAUCCACCUCAAUGUGGCCGCAGGCAGCGGCACCCCCAGCAGCGGCCUGGGCGAGGAGGUGCCCUGUGCCAUGAUGGAGGGCGUGGCAGCCUACACUCAGACGGAGCCCGAAGCCAGCCAGCCCAGUGCCAUGGACCCCACCUCUGUAGCCGGCAUGGAGACCAAGAAAGAGAAGGAGGACCUGCACGUGCUCAAAAAGGAGAAGGAGGAGCCGGCGGCCCCACAGCUGGCAGAGCUGGCAGCGACGCUGCCCGAGAGCACAGAGCCUGAGGCCGAGGUGGACGGCGAGGAGCCAGACAGCAGCAACAUGUCUGCCAUCAUCUACGAGAUCCCCAAGGAACCUGAGAAGAGGCGGCGGAGCAAGCGGUCGCGGGUGACGGAUGCCGAUGGCCUGCUCGAGAUGUUCCACUGUCCCUACGAGGGCUGCAGCCAGGUCUACGUGGCCCUCAGCAGCUUCCAGAACCACGUCAACCUCGUGCACCGGAAAGGGAAGACCAAAGUGUGCCCUCACCCCGGCUGUGGCAAGAAGUUCUACUUGUCCAACCACCUGCGGCGGCACAUGAUCAUCCACUCAGGGACAGGAGUUCCAAUCCCGGCUCUGCUUGGGCGCGAGGCUGGACAGUGACCUGCCACUUCAUAUCAUCUUCUGUCAUCAUUAGAAGGGACAGAGGCUCUGGCAGGAGGUGGGGUCUGGCCGGCCUGCACCCCCAGGCCUGGGAGCCGCCGCCGCUGCCUCUGUAGCACGCCAAGGCCACCCUGCAGCCCCCGCCCAAGGG
Molecule: messenger RNA, 1735 nt
Organism: Fukomys damarensis (Damara mole-rat)
Lineage: Eukaryota; Metazoa; Chordata; Mammalia; Rodentia; Bathyergidae
Gene: Znf653
Product: zinc finger protein 653
Exons: 9
Coding region: 1-1584 (527 amino acids)
Biological process (GO): regulation of transcription by RNA polymerase II
Cellular component (GO): nucleus
Molecular function (GO): transcription coregulator activity
Source: RefSeq, a predicted model, not a curated record